Molecule: messenger RNA, 176 nt
Organism: Entrophospora candida
Lineage: Eukaryota; Fungi; Glomeromycota; Glomeromycetes; Entrophosporales; Entrophosporaceae
Source: the annotation of a GenBank genome assembly
AACAUGCUCUUUUUCCAAUUUAUGCUCUCGCACUCGUUAAUUGGCUUUUUAUAUUUGGAUGGAUCAAUCAAUCUGAUCCUCCCACACCUUGUCAUUCAAGUGGUAGUGGUGAAAAAGCUUCAGUGGUUGGUGUCAGGUUCAAUAGAGCUAUCCGUCCAUAUUCUUAUACCGAUUGA